Molecule: messenger RNA, 1203 nt
Organism: Pseudomassariella vexata
Lineage: Eukaryota; Fungi; Ascomycota; Sordariomycetes; Amphisphaeriales; Pseudomassariaceae
Product: glycerol-3-phosphate dehydrogenase [NAD(+)]
Exons: 1
Coding region: 1-1203 (400 amino acids)
Biological process (GO): carbohydrate metabolic process; glycerol-3-phosphate catabolic process
Cellular component (GO): glycerol-3-phosphate dehydrogenase (FAD) complex; nucleus; cytosol
Molecular function (GO): glycerol-3-phosphate dehydrogenase [NAD(P)+] activity; NAD binding; protein homodimerization activity
Source: RefSeq, a predicted model, not a curated record
AUGGUGCAGGGUUCCAGCGAGAAGCGUCACAAGGUGACCAUCAUCGGGUCUGGCAACUGGGGUUCUACGGUGGCCAAGAUUGUGGCCCAGAACACAAAAGAGCACCCUGAACUCUUCCACAAAGACGUCCAAAUGUGGGUGUACGAGGAAGACGUCGUCAUUCCUGAAAGCUCACCUUACUACGACCCCGCCAUUGGCACGAAACCCCAGAAGCUCACCGAGAUCAUCAAUGCACACCACGAGAACGUCAAGUAUUUACCCGACAUCAAGCUGCCUGACAAUGUCAUUGCGAACCCAUCCGUCCAGGACGCAGCUCGUGACUCCUCGAUUCUCGUCUUCAACCUUCCCCACCAGUUCUUCGACAAGGUCUGCUCGCAACUGAAAGGCAACAUCGUACCCUGGGCACGUGGCAUAUCCUGCAUCAAGGGGGUCCAUGUCGACAAAGACAUCACACUCUUCUCCGAGUGGAUCGGGGAAGCUCUGGGCAUCUACUGCGGCGCUCUGAGCGGUGCCAACAUUGCCACCGACAUUGCCCAAGAGCUGCAAUGCCAGACGACCAUUGCCUACGAGCCGCCACUCGUAGACCUUGACAACAGCUCAACCGAGAUCCAGCGAGAUUCUCGAGCCCGCGCCGCCAAAACCCAACUCGUCCCUGCUCCGCCAGAGUAUCCACCCCUAGACUGCAACACUUUCAAGAAUCUCUUCGAUCGCCCUUACUUCCGGGUGACCAUGGUGUCCGACGUAGCGGGUGUGUCACUCGGCGGAGCACUGAAGAACAUCGUGGCGGUGGGGAUCGGCUUCGCAGCAGGUAGGGACCAGCGGCCCGGCCUGCACGCCGAACUCAUCCGGCUGGGCAUGGUGGAGAUGGUCAACUUCUGCAAGGAAUUCUUCGGCGAGACGUUUCAGACGGACACGCUAACGCUGCAGAGCGCCGGGUACGCCGACUUAUACGUAAGCUGCCACGCAGGGCGCAACUUCAAGUGUGCCAAGAUGGCAGUCGAGCAGGGCUGCACCGUCGAGGAGAUUGAGGCCAGGGUGUUGAAUGGACAGAAGUUGCAGGGUAACUCGACGGCGAGGGAGGUCAACACGUUCUUGAAGGCGAGGGGGGUGGAGCAUAAGUACAAGUUUUUUAAGGCGGUUUACGAUAUUCUGGAAGGUAAGGAGUCGGAUAAGGACCUCUACUCAUUGAUUACGGCGGAGUGA